This is a messenger RNA of Dryobates pubescens (Downy woodpecker), 1418 nucleotides long. It is a transcript of the gene HSD17B12, whose product is annotated as hydroxysteroid 17-beta dehydrogenase 12. The record is from RefSeq and is a predicted model, not a curated record. Gene Ontology annotation, molecular function: oxidoreductase activity. Lineage: Eukaryota; Metazoa; Chordata; Aves; Piciformes; Picidae. Gene Ontology annotation, cellular component: endoplasmic reticulum.
AUGGCGGCGGGCGCGCGGUGCCGACCACGUGGGGCGCAGGCCGCAAGUAGUACGGGGGCGUGUGGCCGCGCGCCGCCUGCCCCCCUCCCUCCCGGCCUGGUGCGGCCGCGAGGCCCGGGGGCGGGCGGGGCCCCCGCGCGUUGCCUGGCAACGGGGUGAUUGAACCUCCUCUCAGCCAAUGGCGACGCGGCGGGGGCGGGCGCCGUGACGGCUGCGGGCCGGCGGUGGCCGGGAGGGCUCAGUCCGGCCGCGGCCGCCUGCAGCAUGGUGGGUCCUGCCGUGCUCCCGGCCGCCGGCCUCCUCUACUGGGUGGGUGCCCUGGGCGCCGUCUACGUGGCGGCGCUGACCUCCUACCGCCUUCUGACCGGUGUCCGUCUCUGGUUUCUGGGUAGUGGCAAAACCGCCGUGGGACCGGCCCUGGGCGCCUGGGCAGUGGUCACAGGAGCUACUGAUGGGAUUGGGAAAGCCUAUGCAGAAGAGUUAGCAAGACAUGGGAUGAAGGUGGUUCUCAUCAGCAGGUCGAAAGAGAAGCUGGAGCAGGUUGCUAGCGAAAUCAGGGAGAAGUACAAAGUGGAAACCAAAGUGAUCGUGGCAGACUUCGGGGAGCGAGAGGCCAUCUACAGCCGGAUCGGCGCCGGCCUGGAGGGCCUGGAGAUCGGGGUGUUAGUCAACAACGUGGGAAUAUCCUAUGCCUAUCCUGAAUACUUCCUGGACGUUCCAGACCUGGAUGAGACAAUUGGCCAGAUGAUCAACAUCAACAUCAUGUCUGUUUGUAAGAUGACACGGCUGGUGCUGCCCGGCAUGCUGGCCAGAUCCAAAGGGGUCAUUCUGAACAUUGCCUCAGCUGCUGGGAUGUAUCCAACUCCACUGCUGACUCUGUACUCUGCAACCAAGGCUUUUGUGGACUACUUCUCCCGAGGCCUCCAUGCGGAAUACAAGAGCAAGGGCAUCUUUGUGCAGAGCGUGCUCCCCUACUACGUGGCCACCAAGCUGUCCAAGAUCCGCAAGCCCAGCUUCGACAAGCCCAGCCCCGAGACCUACGUGCGAGCUGCCCUGGGCACCGUGGGGCUGCAGCCCCGCACCAACGGCUGCCUGCCCCACGCCCUCAUGGGCUGGAUCUUCUCUCUUCUCCCUUCUUCUACUGCCAUUAACUUCCUCAUGAGAACAAACAAACAAAUCCGAGCUCGUUACCUGAAAAAAAAGAAGGAGAAGUAAGCUGGAGGCAGCCAGGAAGCCUCCCGGGAGCCCUGCAAGCUCCAGCGCUGCAGCAGGCUCCACCAUCCCCCCUGAUGCUCUAACCACCUGCAGUCCUAGGUGUGCUGUCUAACAAGCAGAACAGGAGGGUAGAGGUGAAAGGAGGCCAUUGACUUCCAAACAGACUUUCUUUGUUCAUAGCUAAUCCGGGCUGGGGAAUUGGU